Candidozyma auris is the source of this 1593-nucleotide messenger RNA. It is a transcript of the gene ALP1, whose product is annotated as Alp1p. The record is from RefSeq and is a predicted model, not a curated record. Gene Ontology annotation, molecular function: amino acid transmembrane transporter activity. The transcript has a single exon. Gene Ontology annotation, biological process: amino acid transmembrane transport. Gene Ontology annotation, cellular component: membrane. The coding region runs from base 1 to 1593 and encodes 530 amino acids. NCBI's taxonomy places the organism in Eukaryota, Fungi, Ascomycota, Pichiomycetes, Serinales, Metschnikowiaceae.
AUGUGGUUCUCCAAAUCUGGCCACCAGGAACCCCAGCCGCCGUAUUCGAAUAACAGUCAUAUUGACACAUCCUCAAAGAAAGAAGAAGAUGUAUGGGGACAUCAUCCAGCGGAAGAAGUCGAUACAGCGUCUUUCUCCGACUUCACGGAGCACGAGGAAAGACCGUUGGCGCUCAAGAGAGGCCUCAAAGAUCGCCAUAUUUCGCUCAUUGCCUUGGCCGGGAUCAUUGGACCCGGGAUUUUGGUUGGUGCUGCCAAGCCAACCGGAGAGGGCCCAGCGUCGUUGAUCAUUGGGUUUGGUGUGAUUGGCCUUAUUGCUUUCUCCAUGGUGCAGAGUCUAGGUGAGCUAGCUACGCUAUAUCCGUCUGGGUGUGUUUUCAGCACUUUGGGCAACAAGUUUGUCGAUAGGGCCAUUGGUGGCACUGUGGGGUGGAACUAUGUGAUUAUCUGGGUGGCGGUGCUUGCCAACGAGUACAAUAUGGUGGCCAAUAUUUUCGUUGGCUGGGGACCACAGAUCCCGCUAUACGGGUACAUUUUGAUCUUCUGGGCGGCGUUUUUGGCGUUUCAAUUUCUCGGGGUUGCUACUUUUGGCGAAGCCGAGUUCUGGCUCGCCUUGACCAAGAUUGUGGGCAUUUUUGCCUUCUACCUCUUCUCCAUUGUCUACGUUUCCGGUGGUAUCAAGGGAACCUCUGCGUUUGGUUUUCAUUACUGGAACGAUCCAGGUCCUCUUGCUAACGGGUUUAAGUCUGUGGUGUCGACAUUUGUGUUCGCUUCCACCUUUUAUUCCGGGACGGAGUCGGUGGCCAUUGCUGCUUCCGAAACCAGAAAUCCUUCGAAAGCCAUCCCAAACGCUAUCAGGCAAACGUUUGUUCGUAUCAUCAUUGUGUAUAUGGGAAUCGCCCUAUUUUACGGUAUGACUGUGCCUUACAAUGACCCAGGUUUGAAUGACGGCUCGACCCUCAAGUCUCCGAUGACCAUUGCCAUCCGUAACGCUGGCUGGAAUGGCGGCAGGCACUUGAUCAACGCAUUCAUCAUUGUCACCUGUAUUUCUGCCAUCAACAGUUCCAUCUACAUUGGCUCCAGAACCAUUGUUCACUUGGCCAACGAGGGCUCUGCGCCCAAAUUCUUGAGCAGGGUGAACCGCAUGGGUGUGCCUUACUUUGCUGUCAUCUUGAUGAACGCCUUUGGUCUUAUAUCUUUGAUGAAUGUUUCUACUGGCGCUGCCCAGGCUUACCAGUACAUUGUGAACAUUUCCGGUGUGGCCGUGUUCAUUUGCUGGGGAUCUGUAAACCUCUACCAUUUACGUUUUAGAAGAGCCUGGCGUCUUGGAGGCCGUUCUGUGGAGAGCCUUCCUUACAAGGGCUGGUGGUACCCAUACCUCCCGAUUGCGGGUCUCUUUCUCAAUGUUUUCUUGUUGCUUAUUCAGGGCUGGUCGACAUUCAAGCCAUUUUCAGCCAAGGAUUUUGUGGACGCGUACGUUUUGAUCCCCUUCUUUUUCGUUCUUGCCUUAUGGUUGAAGUUCUGGAACAAGACCAAGUGGGUGAACUUGCGAGAAGUGGACCUUGACGAGGGCCGCAGAAAGGAUCUAGAUUGA